Petromyzon marinus (sea lamprey) is the source of this 3394-nucleotide messenger RNA. RefSeq names its product ras-related protein Ral-A-like. The record is from RefSeq and is a predicted model, not a curated record. Gene Ontology annotation, molecular function: GTPase activity; GTP binding. NCBI's taxonomy places the organism in Eukaryota, Metazoa, Chordata, Hyperoartia, Petromyzontiformes, Petromyzontidae. Gene Ontology annotation, biological process: signal transduction. Gene Ontology annotation, cellular component: membrane.
GUUUGAUCGGAUGACGUCAAACCCCGCCGUUGUCGACACACAAAGCGGCCGCUUUGCUUUGGUGGUUGCGCCGCGUCGAGUCUCGCCGCUUUCGCCCGCGAUGUUGAAGCGCUGCGCCCGCUGAAGCCCCGUCACGUCGAGGAGCCGAGCCCCCACCGCCGCCGCUGCUACUGCUGCUGGAGGAGGACGAGGAGACGGCAUCUCAUUCGCACAAAACAAAUGGCGGCAAACAAAGCCAAGGGGCAGAAUGCGGCCCUGCACAAGGUGAUCAUGGUGGGGAGCGGCGGCGUCGGCAAGUCGGCGCUCACCCUGCAGUUCAUGUAUGACGAGUUUGUGGAGGAUUACGAGCCCACCAAGGCUGACAGCUACCGCAAGAAGGUGGUGCUCGAUGGAGAGGAGGUGCAGAUCGACAUCCUGGACACGGCCGGGCAGGAGGACUACGCCGCCAUCCGAGACAACUACUUCCGCAGCGGCGAGGGCUUUUUGUGCGUCUUCUCGAUCUGUGAGCACGAGUCGUUCGCCGCUACCCUUGAGUUCAGGGAGCAGAUCUUGCGCGUCAAGGAGGACGACAGUGUGCCGUUCCUGCUCGUGGGGAACAAGUCGGACCUGGAGGAGCGACGGCAGGUGUCGUCCGAGGAGGCGCGGGCACGCGCUGAGCAGUGGCGGGUCAGCUACGUCGAGACCUCGGCUAAAACCCGUGCCAACGUCGACAAGGUGUUUUUUGAUCUCAUGCGGGACGUCCGGAAGAGGAAGAUGGACGAGGGGAAGGACAAAAGCGGAAAAGUGAAGCCGAACAAGAGCCUGCUGCAGAGACUGCGAGAGCGGUGCUGCUUGCUGUGAGAAUCUGCAUCGCUGUCGGCCCGACCUUCAAAAGGACGAUUCCAACUAGAAACACGUAGCUCUUAUCUUGUAGAUACCUACUUUGGGUGUGUGUGUGCUAGGCUUCUGAAAUUAGUUUGAUGCAUGUUUUAAAGUGACUUUCAGAGCUCCCUUAGCAGUCUAGUGAUAUCACCGUGGUAUGACUGCUGUACUCUAUAAUACAGUGUCGCUGCAGUGACAUCACCAAAGCCCUAUAGUGGCACACUUGAAAGUCAUUUUUAAAUCUUUUUGGCAUUAACAAAGUUUCAAAUUCGUCUCGGUCAGCCCAGGACAUGCAGUGAAGGUACAAGUGUAUGACAUAAGAGCUAUUCAACUCGUUGGUUUUAUUGUGUUGCAUUUUUCUAUGAACCAUAACCAUGGGCCAUUUCACCAUAUCCCAGCCUCUUCAACCAUUCUCUCAAUGUUUAUCAUUCAUACCCUAAUGAUAAUUACUUUAAAUCCACCUCGCCUAGCAAUGCAUACAUUCCAUUGGAGUUAACUAUCCUGGCUGGGAAUUUCACCGACCCUUCUUGGCAAGCCACGUAAAUAUCAUCUGCAAUUUAUCUCUGCUCUAUAAUGUCUGCCGAAGCACUCCGUGAGACGCUGACACGAUUGCACAUGAACCCACGUCCUGGCAUGGCUGAGUCCCUCAUGCCAUUCAAGUUACAUUUGUUUAUUGUGAAUAUGCGAUUUUUUUUUCAUAUCACGUAAGGAACACAAACUGGAAAACAAAUUGUCAAUACACGCUGCAGCAAAAUGCAUAAACAAAAAUGUGACUUUUGAAUGCGCCAAUGUUUAUGUAUAGCAGGUUAAUUAUGGUGUGUUCAUGUGACUAUCUAAGAGCUUAUGGUUGUCUAUUGAGGAGAGGAACAGGUAGCACAUUCCUGCAGUGGCCUCAUUGGCAGCAAAUUGCAUUGAUAGCCUCAUGUAGGUGUCGAGGUGAUAUGUGGGAUUGUGAAAGUGUUCCAAUCCAGAAGGCCUUGUCUCGCCAAUAAUCAAAAGAUCCCCACAACUGAGAUUGGUGGGUUAAGCUUGAGAUUUUUUUAAAGCAAUUCAAGUGGCUUUGAGGAAGUUGUGCAAUGUUUCGGUUGCUCAGCACACCCGGCAAAAUUCGUAACGAGAAAAAUAUCAUUACAGUAAUGCCUUCACAAUGAGAAAUCGCUUCCAAGUUGCUUCAUAUCGCUUGUGAGUGAAUCAUGUAGCCCCGUCAAGGGAACAUCUUGAUGCAUGGAUAUUGAUGUCAUUCUGACCACAGGAAGCAGCCCACCCAUCUACAGUGCGUUGUGCUGCGUAGGUGCUCUUGUGAUGUUUCUUGUGUAAAAAGAAAUGGGAAAAAUCGCCUGUUGAAAAUGGUCACAAGAAGUGUUCACUGUUUUGUAUUUGUGGGAAGAAGGUAAUUUGCCUUUACUGGAAAGUGGUCUUUUGUAAAAUGCACACUUUGCCUUUUCAGGUUUGUGGGCUCUCACUCACCUUCAGCCCAAGCAGGCAUGUGACUUGCCUGCUAGUUCAUAUCAGAAUCUUUAUUUAGAAUCUUUAUUUAGACUGGAAGAAUCCAAUGAGCUAUGAAGCUCUUUUUCAUAUUAUACACAAUAUUUAACACCGCGUUGGAUUUUAGAUUCCUUUUUUGUUUGUUCAUGAACAUACUGUGUUUGUAAUGCUUUUUCUUCGUGAUUAGUUUUGUGGAUUGAGAGUGAAUAUUCUGGAGCAUUUCUUCAGCAUGUCCAGUCAAUGAACUUCACAGCUUGGUGUAGUGACAAACACUUGAGUCGGAGGCUGCUCGUGCUGUCAAAUGUCCAAAGGACAUUUUAAAUGUUUCCCAAACAGUUGACCAAGUUGGUUAAACGGAGCGUGUUAACACUUUGCAAAGUCUUGUGUGCUAGAGUGCCGUUUUGAAUGUUGUUUAAGACCAUCUCUGCAACAGGAAUUGCACUUGAUGAGAUUUGUGCAAAUAACUAUGCUUGUGCUUUAUAGUAAUCGUAUGAUGGAAUUAACACAAAUGUGCAAAAUAUAAUUACGUGUGGUUUUUGUUUGUGUCAAGAUGUAAUAAGGGGUAUUGUUGCAUAUCGGAUGACGGUCAAGUCAAAUUGUGUGCUGGAAAGAGCGUGGGACGCUGCUUGUGUCUGUUGCUGACCCCUGAGUUAAUGAUAGAAAUUUGACAUUCUCAUGGUGGAAGAUAGUCUCUAUAGGGCAACCACUGUUGAUUCACAAAGUGGGACUGUACCGUUUUGAUUAACCAAGGAGGGAUGGCACGUUACGUUGACCCUUGAGCAGGAUUUAAACUCAACGUUUCCGGUUCAGAGUCGAGCCUUCUGUAACUGGGCUACCUGACAAGAUUCCAACCAAAAUUGUCAACCUGUAGCCAGAUGCUGGUGGUUAGUUUUGAGCACACAUUUACAUGGGCAGCCAGAGGAAGCUGUCUUCUCAUCUCAUUUGUCUAAUUCACUGUAUUAUUGCCUAGAAUUCUUGUACAGUGUUUUAACAAUUUCGUUUACCAGUUUAUUUGGGGGGGGGGGGGGAAUAAAGAAUUUACAUCUGA